Molecule: messenger RNA, 534 nt
Organism: Jatropha curcas
Lineage: Eukaryota; Viridiplantae; Streptophyta; Magnoliopsida; Malpighiales; Euphorbiaceae
Molecular function (GO): nucleic acid binding; RNA-DNA hybrid ribonuclease activity
Source: RefSeq, a predicted model, not a curated record
AUGGCAGUAAAAGAACUUCAAAAUCAACAGCGAAUGCUUCCACUUUCGAUUUAUAAGCAGGUGAGAGAGCUAGAGGAGACGCCAAGGAAAAAGGAGGGCCAUCCGUUGGACCCUGCUGGGGUGGUACGUUCUUUUGUAAAGAGUAUUCUGGGAUCUCAGCUGGACAGUAUUGCUCAUCGAGCUGGUGCUAAAGACUGGCGUUUACUGGGUUGGAGUCCUCCUACAGUUGGCUGGUUCAAGCUUAAUUGUGAUGGGUCGUUGAUUACACAGUCACAUAGGGCCUCUACUUGGGGUGUGAUUAGGAAUGAUGUGGGUAAUUGGUGUUAUGGGUUUGCUUGUAACUUGGGUAGUUGUUCCAUUCUUCUAGCGGAGCUCUGGGGUGUUUUCUUGGGCUUGAGUCUGGCUUGGGAUAAAGGCGUGAGGAAUCUCAUUGUGGAGGUGGAUAAUGUGCAAGCUUGUGAGCUGAUUAAUCAGCCUAUCACCUAUCCCUCUUCUGCUUCUAAUCUGGUAGUGAACAUUAAGGAGCUGCUUUGA